UACAGUCUGACAUAAAAAUUUGUUAGCUCCUGCCAUAACUUUUAAAAUUGCUCAAACUAACACAAAAAAUGAUAUAAUAAGAAAGAAAUAACGUUUAGAAAAUAGUGCACAAUGGCCAAAUAUUAGAACGCACAUCGAUCCAUCAUCAUUAAAAAAAAUUGUGUUUUAAAAAAAAAAUUAAAUUAGAAAAUAGUCUCAUGUGAAAGAAGAAAGGAAAAAAAAGAAGCUCGUGAAAAAUCUGCCUCAUAAAAUAUGAGAUCAUUACUUUCUUCUUGUGUGACGACGACGACGAGGUGCGAGGACGAGCGACGAGCAAUGAACAUUCCUGUAGCAACUAGAGACUCUACAAAAGUUCUGCGGUGAGAUGUGCAACGUCGUCAAGUAUUUCGGGUGACGAGCAGAAAUUCAGUAGCAGCAGCCGAAGCAGAGAGCAGCAAAAAAAAAAGAAUAAAAUCCCAAAAAAAUCAAUUUAGUGGCUAUGUCUAUUACAGAUACAGAGAUACUAACGCGAGUUCCUUUAGGAACGUUAUUUUUAACUAUUAAUUUAGCACUAUUUUUACCGCAUAUAUCAAAUAGUCCACCAUAUGCCAAUGCGGGAUCUGGUCCCGGUGGAAGCUACCUAGGUGAUGUUAAUAUAUCUGCAAUAUUAGAUUCUUUUAGUGUAAGCUAUGAUAAAAGAGUAAGGCCGAACUACGGAGGACCUGCGGUCGAAGUGGGAAUCACGAUGUAUGUGCUGUCAAUCAGUUCGCUGUCUGAAGUUAAAAUGGACUUUACGCUCGAUUUCUACUUCCGUCAGUUCUGGACAGAUCCGCGGUUAGCAUUUAGAAAAAGGCCCGGCGUCGAAACGCUGUCUGUCGGUUCGGAGUUCAUCAAGAACAUCUGGGUGCCCGACACAUUUUUCGUUAACGAAAAACAAUCCUAUUUUCACAUAGCAACAACAAGUAAUGAGUUCAUUCGAAUUCAUCAUUCAGGUUCAAUAACAAGAAGUAUUCGAUUAACUAUUACCGCUUCUUGCCCAAUGAAUUUACAAUACUUUCCAAUGGAUCGGCAAUUGUGUCACAUAGAAAUCGAAAGUUUCGGAUACACAAUGAGAGAUAUCCGAUAUAAAUGGAAUGAAGGUCCUAACUCCGUUGGAGUUUCUAGCGAAGUAUCGUUGCCUCAAUUUAAGGUUUUGGGACACCGACAAAGAGCAAUGGAAAUCAGUCUAACAACAGGAAAUUAUUCACGUUUAGCCUGUGAAAUUCAAUUCGUUAGAUCUAUGGGAUACUAUUUGAUCCAAAUUUAUAUUCCUUCUGGACUGAUUGUAAUUAUAUCCUGGGUCUCAUUUUGGUUGAACCGAAAUGCCACUCCAGCUCGUGUAGCGUUAGGCGUAACUACUGUACUUACCAUGACAACACUGAUGUCUUCAACAAACGCCGCAUUACCUAAAAUAUCAUACGUCAAGUCAAUUGACGUUUAUCUAGGAACGUGUUUCGUGAUGGUGUUUGCCAGUUUAUUAGAAUACGCGACUGUCGGUUACAUGGCGAAGCGGAUACAGAUGCGCAAACAGCGCUUCAUGGCGAUCCAAAAGAUCGCCGAACAGAAGAAACUGCAAGCCGAGGGGAAUCAACAAGCGGUUGUGAACCAAUCGGGACCCGGAAGCGUUGUGAGCGGCAACGUGGGACGGCAGCGUGAUGAUGUGCGCGAUGGCAGCGAACAUAGCCACGUGCACGGACACGGACAUAGUCACGGGCAUCCGCAUGGCCCGAAACAGCAAAUGGGCAAUCGGCAGGGACAGGGCGGCAUGCCGAUGCAACAAAAUGUAGGUUCACGAGGUUGUUCAUUAGUAGGUCCAUUAUUCCAAGAAGUGCGAUUCAAAGUACACGAUCCUAAGGCACACAGCAAGGGGGGUACGUUAGAGAAUACAAUUAAUGGGGGGCGUGCAGGGCAAGGAGCUCCGCCCCCGCCUGAGCCUCCGCCAGAUGCCGAAGCGCCGCCAACGCAUUUGAUACAUCCAGGAAAGGAUAUCAAUAAAAUUCUUGGCAUUACCGCAUCCGAUAUCGAUAAGUAUUCUCGCAUAGUAUUUCCCGUGUGUUUCGUUUGCUUCAACCUUAUGUACUGGAUCAUAUAUCUGCACGUGAGUGAUGUUGUCGCUGAUGAUCUGGUCUUGUUGGGCGAAGAAAAGUAAACAGAAACAUUAUUAAACAAUGAUAUUAAAGUAAAAAUAAUAAUAAUAAAAAAUAGUAUUAAACGUAUAUAAAUAUUAAACCAAAAAAAAAAAUUAAUUUUUUGUUAAAAACACACAAAAACACGCGUUUUAACAAUGCACCCGGUUUCUAUACGUCUAAAAACACGUAGAAGAAAUUUUUUUUCGAAAAUUAUUAUUUUUAUUUUUUACCAAAAAAAAAUACAACAACAAAAAUAAAUAAGAAGCCGUGUGUCAAACAUUAAUGUAAUAAUUAUGUACGUAAAAUUUUAUAUACAACAACAAAAAAAAAAAUAUAAUUUUUAACAAAAAUUGUCUGAGAAUUGUCUACCCUUACUCUCCAUGGAUUGUCAGAUCUUUUUGUCGCCGCCACGCCGAAUCACACCUCGUCUAACAGGGUUUUUAUAUAUUUUAUUUAUUAUUUUUAUUAAAAUAUAACAUUUAUUAUUAUUAAUUUAGUAUAGAUAAAGAAAAACUGCGAAAAUGUCAAUUUUAAAAUUUGUUCCGGAAUGCAUACAAAAACGCUUCAUUUAUGAAUUUCAAAUAUUUCCUGGAUUUGGAUUGCUACAAAAAAAUAAUAAUAAAAGAACAAGUAAUUUAUAUUAGG
Messenger RNA from Culicoides brevitarsis, 2792 nucleotides. RefSeq names its product gamma-aminobutyric acid receptor subunit beta (gene Rdl). The transcript is spliced from 10 exons. Gene Ontology annotation, cellular component: GABA-A receptor complex; neuron projection; synapse. Gene Ontology annotation, molecular function: chloride channel activity; neurotransmitter receptor activity; extracellular ligand-gated monoatomic ion channel activity. The coding region runs from base 479 to 2167 and encodes 562 amino acids. The record is from RefSeq and is a predicted model, not a curated record. Gene Ontology annotation, biological process: nervous system process; chloride transmembrane transport; signal transduction. Lineage: Eukaryota; Metazoa; Arthropoda; Insecta; Diptera; Ceratopogonidae.